CACACACCAAUUUAACAAAGUUUCAGCCACAAAAACAAAGUUUCUGAAGUAGAACAAUGACUUUCACAGUAAAGACAACCCAAUUUAACAGGAAAUAAGACUUUCAAACCAGGAACAGAUUUCUGCAAUUAUUAAAAAAUGGUUUAUUAUAAAAGCUAUGAAAAUUCGCCAAAAAUCAGAGGAUAAGGGAAACGUUCCAAAUUUUAGUGAGAUAUCAGUGUUAAAUGUGUUCUACCACUGUACCAAGUUUGAAGAAGAUCACUCAAAAAAUGAGGGCGGGAGAGUCCUGUAAAAUCUCCCCUCGUGCUGUUUUUUUUGGCCACUGCGCAUGCGCAUCCGCCAUUAACGAAUUACUUUUGAAACUAACGAAUUUUCAUUAAUUUCGAAUUUUUUGGGGGGCAAAAUUUGGAAAUGACAUCAGAAACGAAACGCUGGCGCCCCCUACUUUUGAAAUGAGUUUAGAAUCAAUUUUUUCAUGGAUCGCUCAAGCCUACUAACUACAUUUAUACACGUUGUAGAACACUAUACCAGGAAGCAUUCUAGUACAAGUUUCUGUUUCCUUCUCUGUAUAUUUUGUAUGGCAGAACAGCCACUUGCCAUGUGACAUCUUAAGUACUACAGGUCAAAAACAGGUUAACUACCUUUGUGACUUCUUGUUUUUAGAUGCAGGAAAAAAAGUGAAGGGAAAAAAUCAGAAAGAAUCAUUUCAAGUCCAUCUAUGACCUUUCUUCAUAAAGAUAUUGAACAAGAUGGGGCUCGAAAGUGGAUGUACAGACUAGUGUGUCAAGGCAGACCUCAUGAGUGAUGCAGUAAAAUCUUUAAAGGAAAUCAAGACUCAGCUUCAUGCUACUGCUGAAGGUUUUUUGGCACCUGUCUGGCUUCAGUGGAAGACUUCCAAGCUUGGUCUGGGAAAAGACUCCAGAAACCCUAACAGAAUCAAAGAUUAAAUGUAAUGUUAUGGAGAUAAAGAACCAAAUAUCUCUUAUCAUUCUAAAUCUACAAGAGAAACAAGCUCUCCUCUCAGUUCUUAUAAACUGGUGAGGAGAAAUUGUCGAGACUCCGAUGUUUCAUUGUUUGUUCAUAUGCUAAAAUAAUUGGACCAUAAACCAAGAAAGAAAUCACUUCCCAGGAGAAAAUUGUCCUGCUACCACCCUGUUUAGGAUGACUGGAAUAAAGGACGGAAGACGACUGUGGAUUUUGUGCAUUCUCUGCAGUUGCUGCCACAGCAAAACAUUGAUACAGAAGGUUCAGCACCCAGCAGACACCUUCAGUGAAUGUUCCACAUGGGGUAGCUUCCAUUUUCAGACAUUUGACCACGUAAAAUUUAACUUUCCUGGACUUUGCCACUAUGUUUUCGCUUCCCACUGCAAAGAUGAUUACCAGGACUUCAAUAUUGAGAUCAUGAGGAGCAUCAAGAAUGGGACAGUCAUCUACUGCACUGCCACUAUUGAUGGUGUGCUUCUGAAGCUGAAAGAAUCAAGCAUCACUGUAGAUGGGAAUGUAAUUUCUCUACCCUUCAGCCUGAAGAGUGUUGUAAUAGAAGAUCUUUAUCCUUACAUCCAAGUCUCCUCCACACUAGGCCUGACUCUCAAGUGGAAUUGGGGUGACACUCUCCUAUUGAAUUUAGAAAAUAUGUACAAAGGGAAGACUUGUGGUUUGUGUGGAAACUAUGAUGGCAAUGAAAAAAAUGAUCUGAUUCUUCGUGGUUAUAAGCUUUCGCCAUGGCAGUUUGGAAACCUUCAAAAAGUAGACGAUCCAACAAAGAAGUGUCCUGAUAUCCUUGGAGACAGCAGAAAGCAAAAAGACAACUCCCUCCAGCAAGAUAAAUGCAAAAGUAGAUAUAAAUCUAAGUGCAAAAGGGCUUUGUCUCGUUUUGGGAACUGUGCUAAAGUGAUUUCUCUUGAUGACUACUUAUCCCUCUGCAUUGAGGACAUGUGUGACUGCUCUCAGAAAUCUUCUCAUUCUGACCUGGUUGCAAGCUGUGUGUGCAGCACUUUCAGCCAAUACUCCCGAGAUUGUGUCCUCCAAGGUGGAGACCCAGGAAAAUGGAGAUCCAAAGAACUUUGCUACCAAAAAUGUCCACACAACCUGGAAUAUAUGGAAUGUGGAAACCCAUGUUUUGAUACUUGUUUCAACCCAGAAAGGAGCAAAAUAUGUAGAGCCCAAUGUACUGAUGGAUGUUUUUGUCCUGAAGGGAAAAUUCUUGAUGACAUCCGUGACAAAAAAUGCAUCCCUGCUGCCAACUGUCCAUGCACCUACCAAGGCAAAAACUAUUCCAUUGGAGACACCUAUUCUCUCCCCUGCCAGAACUGUACCUGCACUGAUGGCAAAUGGUCGUGCUUAUCCCUGCCUUGUUCUGGACACUGUAAAAUAGAAGGAGGAUUUCAUAUAACUACCUUUGACAAGAAGCAAUUCAUUUUUCAUGGAAAUUGUCACUAUGUCUUAGCUAAGGAUACUGAUGGAUCUUUUGUGAUCAUUGGAGAAAUAGUUCAGUGUGGCCUUUCAAAUACUAUGACAUGCCUGAAAAAUGUCUUAAUUACCGUAGGAGCCAUUAAGAUAAGAAUCUGUUCCUGUGGAGAUGUCUAUGUCAAUAAUGUCAUUGCAACAUUACCUUUAACGAAAGAUGGUGUCACUCUCUUCAGACCAUCCACAUUCUAUGUCAACAUUGUGACUUCUUCACGGGUACAAAUUCAAGUACAGCUGAAACCCAUUAUGCAGCUCUUCAUAACAGUAGAUGAAACUUAUCAAAAUCGAUCUUCUGGCCUUUGUGGGAAUUUCAACAAUAUACAAGCUGACGAUUUUCAAACCAUCAGUGGGAUUAUAGAAGACUCUGCAUCUGCAUUUGGAAACUCAUGGAAGACCAUGGCCAACUGUGCUGAUGUUCAAGACAGUUCUGAAGAUCCGUGUUGGAAAAGUGUAGGCAAAGAAAAAUUUGGGCAGCAUUGGUGUGCAGUUCUGUUGAACACAAGUGGAGUGUUCGCUGAAUGUCAUUCUGUUAGUGAUCCCACCCCUUAUGCUAAGAACUGUGCUUAUGACACCUGCAAUGCUGAGAACAGCAAAGAAGUGUUGUGCAGUGUUUUCUCAGCCUAUGCCAGAGAUUGUGCUUCAAGAGGAAUACAUCUGAAAGGUUGGAGAAAUGGCAUCUGUGAUGUGUCCACGGAGUGCCCUAGAACCAUGGAGUACAGCUAUGAAGUGAAGUUCUGUAACAGGUCGUGUCGUUCAUUGAGGGAGCCUGACCUGCUGUGUAAUGUUCACGUUGUCCCUGUUGAAGGCUGCGGCUGCCCAGACGGGACCUAUCUUAUGAAUGAGAAUGAAUGUGUCUCUCCAGAGGACUGCCCAUGUUAUUAUAAAGGCCAAAUGAUCCAGCCUGGAAAUUUGCUCCGAAAGGAUGGGCUCAUGUGCAAAUGCAUUCAAGGACAAUUGGAUUGCAUUGAAAAAGCAGAAAUCAGGAAAGAAUGUCCUUUUCCAAUGUACUACUUUGACUGUGACUCUGCUGGCCCGGGUGCAACUGGAUCAGAAUGUCAGAAGAGUUGCAAAACACAAGACAUGCAGUGUUAUGCUACAGAAUGUGUCUCUGGAUGUGUAUGCCCUAAUGGACUCUUGACCAACAGUAAUGGUGGUUGUAUUGAGGAGGAUCAAUGCCCUUGCAUCCAUGGAGGAAAUUACUACAGUCCUGGAACAUACAUCACAGUUAACUGUAAUACAUGCCUGUGCCAGAAGAGACAAUGGAAUUGUACAGAAAACCCCUGCCAAGGAAUAUGCACUGUGUAUGGGAAUGGGCACUAUGUCAAUUUUGAUGGAACAAAAUUUGAUUUUAUGGGAGACUGUGAUUAUAUCCUGGGUCAGGAUUUCUGUCCCAAUAAUUUGCAGCCAGGCACUUUUCGAAUUAUAGUGCAAAACACUGCAUGUGGUAAAUCCCUUUCAGUAUGUUCUCUGAAAAUUACCAUCUUCUUGGAGGGCAGUGAAAUCAGGCUCAUGGAAGAUAAAAUUAAGGAGAUAACCAGUAAACCAGAUACUCAAAAAGGCUACACAAUUUAUAUUAUGGGGAUGUAUAUAACAAUUAGAACUUCCAGUGGAAUGAGCUUCAUUUGGGAUCAAAAAACAACUCUAAUUGUGCAAGUGGCUCCUUCUUUUCAGGGCAGAGUUUGUGGCCUUUGUGGCGAUUUUGACAACAGUGCCAACAAUGAUUUUACCACGAGAGGGCAGUCUGUGGAAAUAGAUUCUCAGACAUUUGGAAACAGCUGGAAAGUGACUUCCAGCUGUUCAGACAUGAAUAAAAGAGAUCUCUGUGUGAAACAGCCUUCCAAGCUUGCACUGGGGAGAAAGUAUUGUAGUAUCAUCAAAAGUGAAACUUUUGGAGCUUGCCAUAGUAAGAUCAACCCAACACCUUAUUAUGAAACCUGUGUGUCAGAUUUCUGUGGCUGUGACAAUGUGCCAAACUGUGAGUGUUUUUGUACUGCUGUAGCUGCUUAUUCCAAGAGUUGUGGCAGAGCUGGCAUCUGUAUUGAUUGGCGGAGUCCUAGAAAUUGUCCUUUGUUUUGUGAUUACUACAACCCACCAAACAAAAAGGAAUGGCACUACAAACCCUGUGGAGAACCUUGUUUAAAGACUUGCAGGAAUCCUGCAGGGAAAUGUGACGAUCUACUCUACAGUUUGGAAGGUUGCUACCCAGAAUGCAGUGCUGAAAAACCAUAUUAUGAUGAGGAAAAAAGAGAAUGUGUUUCAAUGCUUGAGUGCACCUCGUGCGAUCCAAAAGAAACACUCUGCUUGAACAAAUCAAAUGGAAAAUUGGCUAUGUCUUCCACUAUCUCACCAGCAAAACAAGAAAUCAGAAUCUCCCCAUGUUUCUGUAAUAUAAACAGGCAGCUGAUAACCAGUGGCAGCAGCCAGUUUCUGACAAGGGAUGCUUCAGGCUGGUGUAUUUAUGCCUUUUGUAAUGCAACCUGCCAGACUGAAUUCAACUUUGGAGAAUGUAUCUCAUUCUCUACCACUACAAUUCCAAGCAAGCUGCCCUUAAUUCCCAACAGACCUUGUAAGGAGAAUAUAGAGAAGUGUGAGAAACAACCUCCUCCUUAUUCUGCAGGUAAUAUUGUUCCUACAUUUACUCCUGGGAGCGAUUGCACCAACCUUCACCCUCCUAGAAAGUUUCAAGAAAUAUGGACAUUUGGAAGAUGCCACAUUGCCACUUGCUUAGGAGACAAAAACAUUAAAAUAUCUGAUGUGCAGUGUCCACCCCCAAAAUUAAAACUCUGUGUCAAUGGAUUGCCUCUUGUAAAAAGCCGUGAUGCAUCUGGCUGUUGUGGGAAUUCUGAGUGUCAGUGUGCUUGUAGUGGUUGGGGAAAUCAGCACUAUUUAACAUUUGAUGGAUCCUAUUAUAAUUUCCGUGGCAAUUGCACCUAUCUCCUGAUGAAGCCAUUCAGACCUGGCUCUCAGAAUUUUUGGAUCCAACUGGACAAUCAUUAUUGCGCAGCCUCAGAAAGAGCUGUUUGCUCCAUGACCCUCUUCAUCUUUUACAACCACUCUAUCAUCAUUUUGACACGGGGAGUUGAAAAUGGAAAAGAAGGCAACUUGGUACUAUAUAACAAUAAGAAAAUCACUCCAGGUUUUUCCAGUGAUGGGUUUGAUAUUACUAUCUCUGGUCAAUAUGUGGUGGUUAAAAUUCCUGAAAUUGGACUCUACAUCACUUACACUCAUCUUAUUUUUUAUAUAAACCUGCCUUUCAGCACUUUUUAUAACAACACCGAAGGACAAUGUGGCACAUGUAACAACAAAAGGUCAGAUGAUGCAAUGCAAAGGAAUGGCAAGAUUGCAGAUUCUUUUACAGAGAUGGCAAAUGAUUGGAAAGUAAUGGACCUUGUGACUAGACACUGUGAUUCUGUUCAACACCUCCAACCAUCCCAAGCUGAAAUGGCUGCUUGUACAGGUCCUCCUUUAUGUAAACUUAUCUGGAACUUAACAGAAUGUCACAAUGUUGUGCCCCCACGGCCUUACUAUGAUGCCUGUGUUAUCGAUGGGUGCUCCGCAAAAAAGCAGAACACUGAAUGUAGAAGUCUGCAAGCUUAUGCAGCCUUGUGUGGUUUCCAUGGGAUUUGUGUAGACUGGAGAAGCAAAACCAGCAGGAAGUGUGAACUCACAUGCUCUGGGGGCCAAAUCUAUAAUCCAUGUGGGAGGAUGGAAAGGAUCACUUGCCCUAGUGGAAAAAACACUUCCAGUGCCAAUCUAUUGCAAAGUGAAAUUCCAGGAAUAUUUGUUGAAGGAUGCUUCUGCCCUGAUGGACUGAUACAGCUGAAAUACCAUGAUAAUAUUUGCGUCUCUCUCUGUGGUUGCAAAGGACCUGAUGGUGUAGUGAGACAGCCUGGAGAAAGCUGGGAAAAGGAUUGUCAGGUCUGCACUUGCAGUAAGGAGACACUGGAGAUUUCUUGUACAUCCCAUAUAUGUGCCAGGUUCCCACCAAUUUCUUGCACUGCAGAAGGAUUUGUCCCUGUAGUGCGGAUACAGUCAGAAGACCCCUGCUGUACGGAGACAGUGUGUGAAUGUGAUAUAAACUCCUGUGCUCCAAUCAAACCAGAAUGCAACCCAGGUUUCCAGAUUGCAACAGUCACUUCUCAAGAUGCAUGCUGUCCCAUUUAUUUCUGUAGACCAAAAAAUGUUUGUGUUUACCAAGGAAUUGAAUAUCAGCCUGGAUUCUUGGUACCUUCUGAUUCUUGUGAAGAAUGUAUCUGCACUGAAACACAGGAUCCUAAGACCAAAACUAACCAAAUUAAAUGCCUACCAAUGAAAUGCUCUACUGAAUGUCAAAAGGGUUUCCACUAUAUCCAGGAAGAAGGAAAAUGUUGUGGUGAAUGUGUGCAGACUGAAUGUGUGGCAGAACUUUCAUUUGGAACAGUGAGCAUUGGGGUUGGGCAGAGCUACAAAGAUCCACAAGAUAACUGUACACAGUAUCUAUGCACCAAGUUAUCAGAUCAGUUCAUUCUGAGUAGCACAGUAAAAGCUUGCCAAAUAUUAGAUCAGUCAAACUGUGUUCCAGGAACCACACAGACUACUCCGGAUGGAUGUUGUGAAACCUGUGUUCUCUUGUCACACAACUGUAAAAUUACUCAGAAGAAGCAAUACAUCUAUCAUGAUCAGUGUAAAUCAAUCACUCCUAUCAUGAUACCUUCCUGUGAAGGAUUCUGUGACACGUAUUCUGUGUAUUCCUUUGUCACCCACAAAAUGAAGCACAGAUGCACAUGUUGCCAAGCUACAAAAUACCAUGGUGUGAGAGUAGAGCUGAUUUGCAGUAAAAAGAAGAGAAUGAAAUACACCUACCUUCAUGUAGAUGAGUGUGGUUGUAUGGAGACUAAAUGCUCUGCAUAAAACAAGGAACCCAAAAUAUUGACAAGCUGUAGUGUGAACAGUUGCUGUAUGUGCCCUUAUAUAUCCUCAUACAGUAUUUUCAUUCUGUAAUGUUAGUUGUUCAGAGUUUUGCUAUGUUUCAUUACUGUGAUUGUGUCAUUUAUUCUUACUGUUACAGCAAAUUGAACAAUUAAUAACAUCUCUUGAAAUUUGUCAAAUAAAUCAUAUUUUCAUGUUU
This is a messenger RNA of Anolis carolinensis (green anole), 7573 nucleotides long. RefSeq names its product mucin-5B. The coding region runs from base 1162 to 7356 and encodes 2064 amino acids. NCBI's taxonomy places the organism in Eukaryota, Metazoa, Chordata, Lepidosauria, Squamata, Anolidae. Gene Ontology annotation, cellular component: extracellular matrix. Gene Ontology annotation, molecular function: protein binding. The transcript is spliced from 46 exons. The record is from RefSeq and is a predicted model, not a curated record.